Corythoichthys intestinalis (scribbled pipefish) is the source of this 936-nucleotide messenger RNA. RefSeq lists its product as uncharacterized. NCBI's taxonomy places the organism in Eukaryota, Metazoa, Chordata, Actinopteri, Syngnathiformes, Syngnathidae. The transcript is spliced from 4 exons. Bases 35 to 679 code for a protein of 214 amino acids. The record is from RefSeq and is a predicted model, not a curated record.
AAAGAAAAACAAUGCAAAGAUAAUCACGGAUAAAAUGAGGAAAACCUUCUCAAGCCGAAGACUCGAAGUGGUGACCCUCAGCCCCUCUGUGAAUGUGUUUAAAGAAAGGUGGCCAGCAUUAUUCAGUGAGGCUCAGAUCAAAGAAGAAUUCAGACGUAUCACUACAGUCUCCUUGGAGGAGACUUUCAUGAUGAAACUUGACCAGUACACACCAGGUCUUUUGAGUCUUAUGCGUGCUAAGGGAGGAGCUGUUGGUUCCAAAAUGCGCCCUCUGCUAUACACUGUUAAUGACACACAGAUCAUCGAGAAGAAACGAGAUGCAGUUGUCUGCUGCCUAAUUGAUUUCCUUGGUGAAAAACGAGAGGAUCUUUUCUAUGACUGCCAGGAAUGUGAGGACUUCACUGAUAAAACCAUCCAGGUGAUAGUGAUGCACAGUAACAUGGCUGAGGAGGAUCCAUCAGAUGUGUCGAUUGUGAUUGAGGGGAACCCAGUGCUGGAAGGAUGUGGAAGCAGAACAAAGGCAUGUGUACUGCUGAUGGGGCUGAUAUAUGCCCUCAAUCUGGAAUAUCCAAAAAGGCUGAAGAACACAUUUGAAACUUUUCAAAAGCUUUUGUUGGAACUAGAUGGAGAUAAACUACUGAAGAAGGUACACAGUCUGAAAAACAAGCUAAUGCAAUAGACAUACAUUUCCAGUUCCAAGAGGAUGACCUUCCUCAAGUUCAAGGUCUAGUUCAAGUUUAUUGUCCUAAGGAGGGGAAAGUUAUCUUCCACUAAACAGUGUUGGUGUUCAUCUAUUUAUUUCAUUCAUAGUUCAUAGUUCUAUUUGUCAAUUAUUGAGAAACUGUAUUUUAAGCAGUAAGCUUAUUGCGUUAUCAAACGGGUUUAUUUCUUUGAAAUGUUGCAUUAUUCUGUAUUUUUUUUUGAUCAUUUGGUUGA